This is a messenger RNA of Corythoichthys intestinalis (scribbled pipefish), 16990 nucleotides long. RefSeq names its product contactin 1a (gene cntn1a). Gene Ontology annotation, molecular function: cell-cell adhesion mediator activity. The transcript has 24 exons. Lineage: Eukaryota; Metazoa; Chordata; Actinopteri; Syngnathiformes; Syngnathidae. Bases 7276 to 10347 code for a protein of 1023 amino acids. The record is from RefSeq and is a predicted model, not a curated record. Gene Ontology annotation, biological process: axon guidance; cell-cell adhesion; brain development. Gene Ontology annotation, cellular component: axon; plasma membrane.
GUCAUGUCAUAACGACAGUCUCAUGGCGCCACUGUCAAAGUGUUACCAAAUACCAUAACUAGCAAUAAUGACAAAUGGAACAAUAACUGAAUAAAUAAUUAGCACAGAACAUGAAUUUUGAUUGUUAUUUACAUCUGUUGCGCUGCAAUGCAUGCUAGGAGGCAUGUUGGACAACAACAGUGUUGACAGCAGGUUGCAGAAGAGAUUGACUGUCUCCCCCAAGGGAGCAGUGAUGGACAAAUGAAGCUUCUAGAAGCAAUGAAGCUUAGCAGCCAAUUAGUUCAAAGCUUCAUGGUGGUUCAUUUGGUCUUCUGACCGUCGUAAGAUGCCACGGUCUAAUGAAGUGUUACCGGUUAAUAUCUUAUGGUGUAAAUAUCCCAUAAUACAGUGAGGACAGCUGCGGCCUAUAGUCCAGUGCGGCUUAUCUAUGGACAAAUGGCGUUUUUGUGUCACAUUUGGUGGGUUGCGGCUUAUAGUCCGAAAAUUACGGUAUUUAGUCAACCACGAAUUGUGCAAGUUCUCCCACUUUAAAUUUUUAGAGAGGCCUGUAAUCGUCAACACGGGUAAACCUCAACCAUGAGAGACAGAAUGUGGAAGGAAAAAAAAAAAAGAAAAUCACAUUGUUUGAUUGAUUUUUAACAAAUUUAUUUGCAAAUCAUGGUGGAAAAUAAGUAUUUGGUCAAUACCAAAAGUUCAUCUCAAUACUUUGUUAUGUACCCUUUGUUGGCAAGAACGGAGGCCAAACGUUUUCUGUAACUCUUCACAAGCUUUUCACACACUGUUGCUGGUAUUUUGGCCCAUUCCUCCAUGCACAUCUCCUCUAGAGCAGUGAUGUUUUGGGGCUGUCGUUUGGCAGCACGAACUUUCAACUCCCUCCACAGAUUUUCUAUGGGGUUGGGAUCUGGAGACAGGCUAGGCCACUCCAGGACCUUGAAAUGCUUCUUACGAAGCCACUCCUUUGUUGCCCUGGCUGUGUGUUUGGGAUCAUUGUCAUGCUGAAAGACCCAGCCACGUCUCAUCUUCAAUGCCCUUGCUGAUGGAAGGAGAUUUUCACUCAAAAUCUCUCGAUACAUGGCCCCAUUCAUUAUUUCCUUUACACAGAUCAGUUGUCCUGGUCCCUUUACAGAAAAACAGCCCCAAGGCAUGAUGUUUCCACCCCCAUGCUUCACAGUGGGUAUGGUGUUCUUCGGAUGCAAUUCAGUAUUCUUUCUCCUCCAAACACGAGAACCUGUGUUUCUACCAAAAAAAGUUCUAUUUUGGUUUCAUCUGACCAUAACACCAUAACUCUAGCGAACCUCAGACGGGCCUGGACAUGUACUUUCUUCAGCAGGGCGACACAUCUGGCAGUGUAGGAUUUGAGUCCCUGGCGGCGCAUUGUGUUACUGAUAGUAGCCUUUGUUACUGUGGUCCCAUCUCUCUGUAGGUCAUUCACGAGGUCCCCCCAUGUGGUUCUGGGAUUUUUGCUCACCGUUCUUGGUAUCAUUUUGACGCGGCAGGGUGAGAUCUUGCAUGGAGCCCCAGAUCAAGGGAGAUUAUCAGUGGUCUUGUAUGUCUUCCAUUUUCUAAUAAAUGCUCCCACAGUUUGUUUUCUUUACACCAAGCGUUUUACCUAUUGCAGAUUCAGUCUUCCCAGCCUGGUGCAGGUCUACAAUUUUGUCUCUGGUGUCCUUCGACAGCUCUUUGGUCUUGGCCAUAGUGGAGUUUGGAGUGUGACUGACUGAGUUUGUGGACAGGUGUCUUUUAUACCGAUAAUGAGUUAAAACAGGUGCCAUUAAUACAGGUAACGAGUUGAGCCUCGUUAGACCUCGUUAGAAGUUAGACCUCUUUGACAGCCAGAAAUCUUGCUUGUUUGUAGGUGACCAAAUACAUAUUUUCUACUUUAAUUUGGAAAUAAAUUCUUUAAAAAUCAAUCAAUCAAUGUGAUUUUCUGUUUUUUAUUCCCACAUUCUGUCUCUCAUGGUUGAGGUUUACCCAUGUUGACAAUUACAGGUCUCUCUAAUCUUUUCAAGUAGAACUUGCACAAUUGGUGGUUGACUAAAUACUUAUUUGCCCCACUGUAUAAGGAAAGUAAGCCCUUCUCAUGAUGUGAGAGUGUCACAUUUACUAAAAUGGACAGUGGUGGUUCCGAUUCAACCUGUUUGUAUUUUGAAAUCAUAAAAUGUUUUACCUGCAAAUAUUUAAAAAAUGUUUUUUAGGGAUAUGAGCCAAGGCAAACAAUGAGUUAAGGCUACCAAAGCAAAACACAAUCCAAGAUUCUCCCAAAAGUGGGGCGCUUGAACCAAGAGUGCUAAUGCAGCGCUUUACCUGCCAUGGUUGCGCUUACUCACUUUUAACACAGCAAGGGAGCAGGAAACAAUGCCACAGUGAGGUUGUGCUGAGUCAGAGGUCAGCCUCUUAACCCUAACAGCACAAUGGUCACUACAGUGGACUGCUUUUCAAAAGUUGACACUUAGGACUUAACCCUUUAUAAGGCAAGUGACUAUUUUUUAGUUAUUUAAAAAAAAAAAAAAAAACGUACAUACAGUGGUACCUCGACUUACAAUUGCUUCGCUCCACGAGCUUUUUAACGUCCGACAUAAAAUUUGAUUCGCCGUUUGUUAAGAUAUUCGACGACAUGCUCGAAGUACGAUGACAUGACAGCUCCGCAGACUGACACACAGUGGAUUUUCUUGUGAGAGAAAUCAGCUACAGGUUCCAAGAUGCUUAGUGCAGGUGGUGCAGGGCAGGAAAAAAGGGAAAAGGGUGACUCUGACCAUUGAAAUGAAGGUGAAAACGAUAAAACGAUAGAAAAAUAUAAGCGCAGGGUACGCAUCCCUUGACUGGCUCAACAAUAAGGCUGUACAGUGUGCGAUCUUGAUGGUCCUCCUCCGACCUCUGUUUGCCAGUCUUCAUAAGUUAUUAUUGUGGUAACAACGCCAGCUUCGUCAAGUUUUUAUCAUUUAUUUCAGGACUUGUGCAACACAACAUGCCGACUCGCCGCUGCAGAUGAACAUGAAAAGUGGAAGUAAAAAAGCAAUACACAUUUGCCACAUUAGAACCCGAUUCAUUACAUUAUAACAGGUAUCAUUGUUAUUAUUAUUAUUAUUACUACUAUUAUUCCUGUUUGUAUUUCUAAUUUAUUUUACUUUGCUUUGUGUAGUUGCUAUUUGCAAUAGUACCAGCAGUAUUAAUAAUGAUUUAGUGUAGGUUUUUGGGCUGUGGAACAAAUUAGUGGCAUUAUAAUGCAUUCUUAUGGGAUAUCCCUGCUCGACAUAUGACCAUUUUGACUUGCAAACCAGGUCCUGGAACGAAUUAACUUCGUAUGUAGAGGUACCACUGUAUUAGUAAUUAUUAUUAUUAUUAUUAUUAUUAUGCAGUAUAUAUUUUUUUCAGGCAUAUAUGGUAGUAUCAUACUAAAGCACAUUCAAGUAACAAUUUUACUUUGAGUUGAAUUUUGAAAGCUAUAUAUUUUACACGACUUAAUAGAAAAUUGCCAUCAUUGUAUCAAAUGGCUGGAAAUGGGACUCCCUUUUAGAACCUCCUCCCCUUAAGAACCAACCUCCUAAUGCCCAAUCCAAACAUCAUCUUCCAAACGCUGGCUUGCUUUCAUUUUCUAAGGGGUAUUUUUUAGAAAAUUAGAGUUCCAUUUUACAAUAGUGCUUUUGUAAAAUGGCAAUAGAAAAUAUUGAAUAGCUACACUAGUGCGGCAACACAGGUGACUUGAUACAAAUACUGGGUUCCCUACAUCUCAUUGCUGGCAUUGCUUGAGCACUCACCUUGCCCUAUCGCGCCCCUAUCGGACCUAUCUUCCCUCCUCUUAUCGGUUGUUAAUACUCCCCCCCAGCAAACAUACACCGUAUCCUUUGUUAAGAACAGUCAGAUCACGAUAGCACCGCUACUUACAAUAGCACACUGUACCGUGUUUAUUUAAUGAUUUUUUUCUUUCUGUUAUUCUGUUUGCUCUUUCUUCCUCACUCUCCUACCAGAACUCUUUACUGUCUGUUGCUUUCUGUGAAUAAACAACACAAUAUCAACAACUACAAUGGGAGUGCACCAAAUUCUGCAGCCUAUAAAGAUACAUUCCCAUUCUCCACGUCCAAUCAGCUGAAUAGGAAAGGCUUUAAAUGAAAAAAUAUAAUACUAUCCUAAAAAAUCGAAUAAAAAAAUUCCUGCAUAAAAAAGGUAAAUAAGGGAGAAAGUACUAAGUAGGAAACACAAAGCUUUCGAUGCAUUCACGCUGCUUUGGGUUGGUUGCUUGCAUUGUUUUAGAUGUUCAAAUGAUCCCGUGCCCGUGAUGGAACGGAACUAUGGAUGCAAUUUAAGUCUGCUUGAAUCUGUGGAGCGGUGAGCCUCCUAUGUCUGGAAUUAAAGCUGUAAAAAGAGACAUUAGGUUCCAUUUUUAAGACUUGCCGGCUUGGAUUUAGUCAUAAAGGAAGUGAAGGGAAAUAUGGGCAAUUAAUGACUUGCCAUAAUAUCUUUUGUCUAGUAAUAUUAUAGAUGGCAUUUGAGAUCUUUAUUAUCCCUUUUUGGACCUUUUGGUAUCAUAAGAAUUAAAAAAAAUAAUUACCAGCUUAAAAAGAGCAUUCAUAACAUCCAAAAUGUAAUUCUUAAAUGAAAUAUAUCCCAUUUUAUGAGAUACAUUUUUCAUUGGACUGUUAUAUGCAUUUUGCACAUAAACAAUACAAAUGAUCACUUCUGUGCAAAAUUAAAAUGAAAAGUGCAUUGACCAACUUUGUUAAAGUAGUACAUUCUGUUUGGAAAUGUAAAGAUAGAGCAGCAAAGAAAUUUAGAGAUAUAAAUGAAACAUUUAAAAAUAUUCACCUUCUGUAACUUAAUUUAGAGGAUAAUGCCCUACCCCUUUCUAAAUUUUGCUUGUUUUACACAGUUUCACUACUUUGUUUAAAAUUGUCAAUCAACUUUCAAUAUAACUCAGUAUUAUCCCAAGUAUACUAGUACAUAAAAUAUUGAUUUAUUCAAAGCACUCUAUGUGCAUAUUUUUGAGAGGGGGUAGAAAAUAACCAAAAAUCCCAAUGAUGUCAGUAUUUUUUUCAAUAAUAUUUACUAGCAAUAAAAGUGUAAACAGCCAUGUUCAAAUUUCAGGUUUUUGUCAUUUUAAAAAAAAAAUGAACCAGGAGUGUAAUUUCAAAGCUUUUCCAUGCAUUGUAAUCUCAUGUGAUUAUAAAGAAAAUAUACUUUAUUUUCAUUAGUUUCAUCAUUGCCCGAUUGUUUUGCAAAAUUGUGCACAUUCUUUUAUACAGUGGGGCAAAUAUACGUAUUUAGUCAACCACUAAUUGUGCAAGUUCUCCCACCUGAAAAUAUUAGAGGCCUGUAACUGUCAACAUGGGUAAACCUCAACCAUGAGAGACAGAAUGUGGAAAAAAAAAAACACAAAAUCACAUUGUUUGAUUUUUAAAGAAUUUAUUUGCAAAUCAUGGUGGAAAAUAAGUAUUUGGUCAAUACCAAAAGUUCAUCUCAAUACUUUGUUGUGGACCCUUUGUUGGCAAUAACAGAGGCCAAACGUUUUCUGUAACUCUUCACAAGCUUUUCACACACUGUUGCUGGUAUUUUGGCCCAUUCUUCCAUGCAGAUCUCCUCUAUAGCAGUGAUGUUUGGUCCGUUUCUCAUUGCGUCCCGAAGACCGCGCUGUGUAUUAGUUCCGCUUUACUUGACAUAUUUCAGUAAUCGGAAUUUGGAUGUUUGUGAAUCGUUCUCGAAUCUUCCACAGCCGAAUCGCUCAAGGAUGUAAUGACGGAUGGGCAUGUUGUACCGUGGUUCUAAGUGUUGGAUGGUGCGUCUUUACUCACGAGAGAUGAUGGGUCGUCAUCCAGAAUGAAUUCUUCGGCAAUGACUCUUGUUAUUCCCUGGGCUUUGGGACUGUCGAGUGCCAGUUUGUCACGCAUAGCAAAAGUUUCUGCCAGUGUUAGUUGCGUAGGACCUUUCUUUUUGUCUUCGGUUUUCUUAACAUACUCCUCAUAUUGUUUGUGGUGGUAUUUCGCUAAAUGCUUGAUUAGGUUGGUUGUAUUAAAACUUCUUAAUGCUUUACCAUCACGCUUGACUUUAUUGUGGCAAAUGUUGCACUCUGCCUCUUCGUCUUUGUCGUCCUUUAACGUGAAAUGAUCCCACACAGCUGACAUUUUUACCGAUAAAGUCUCUCAGUAAAUUGGGAGACGGUAAUAUAGUGUGUUUAAGGUGUGCCGUAAAAUGCGGACCCGAUUUUAGUGAAACCGAAGCAAAAACGAAUGGAUUAUGUAAAUCUGUACGCUGGAAAAUCCGGACCGGACUUAAAAAAAAAAAAAAAAAAAAAAGUGGAUCGGAAGUCUGGAUCGGAAUUUUUCAGUGUCGGCCGAUCAGAUACCGAUGCGCAUUUUUUUGCCCAUAUCGGCGUUCGAUCCGAUCCAAAUAUCGGAUCGGGACAUCUCUAAACUGCAUUAACUAUCAAAGUGAAGUCUAACUGUAACUGUAGUCUUGAAACAAAUCUGAAUAACAUUGCAAUAAAAUAAUGCAAACUGGUUAAACUAGUAGCUGAGAUCUGUCAUAACAGAACAUCGCUUCAAUGAUAUCUGGCCUUAUCUAGCGUCGUGAAUGGGUAUAAGUUCUGGACCGCGAACAUAAGACGACCCCCUCUUUUUCAAUCUUAUUUCAAUGCAAAAAACACCGUCUUAUAUUUGGGCCAAUACAGUAUUUAAAAUGAACAAGAAACUACCUAUGACUAAGAGCCUCUUCCAACAAAAUAAACACAUGAACAUUCACUUAUGUACAUGUGAAGAAAAUGCUGAUCAUAUGUCUGGACCACUGCAGGGCUCAUGCAUGUUUGGAGGAGGGUAAGCAUGAGAGCAAGGACGUCUUAUAAUGAAGUGUGUGUCGGUGGGACAAGAGGGCUUAAAAGAUUAAACAGCAGCCUGGCCACGGACAAGGCGAGAAGACCCUUGACUGUGGGAGGUGUCUUCAGUUGCAUCCCAUUUGCAUGACUCCCUCUGUCCUGUUCGGGGAAUUAGCCUUUCUUUAUUUCCCCACAGUACCGCUACCACCCUCUUUCUCUUGUGCGUGCACCUUGGAGAGGGAGCCUCUAUCCAGCGGCAUCUCAUUGGGACAGACAAUGGAGCUCAGUAUUUAGGACACUUGGCAGAGUAGGCAUGUUGGGAGAGGGGGCGACGUGGACAGGGGCUGCUAAGUAGCUCAUCUCGCCUCCUCGCCACAGGCAUGGCAGCUCUCCACUGCAAGGAGAACCAGGCAGUCCUGCUAAUGUUCCAUCAUCAGAGUGUCUAGCUGAAGCCCCUUUCACCAGGCGGUUGUCACAUGGGCAUUAUGCCAAACCUCAUCCUGCUCCUCUUUCUACUGCUGCUGCUCUCCGGCUCCCCUGCAGAUACAUCAAUGCAUGAGGGGGAACCUGACUUUUAUAGAGAUGAAGCCGCAGGUUACGGGCCGGUGUUUGAGGAGCAGCCGUUGGACACAGUCUACCCUGAGGAGUCGCCCGAGGACAAAAUCACCAUGAGCUGCCGGGCUCGAGCCAAUCCACCUGCCGCAUACAAAUGGAAGCUGGACGGUGUAGAAAUUGAUCUGAGCACCGAACACAAACAUUACAAGUUGUCUGAAGGCAACCUUGUCAUCAGCAAGCCCGAUAAAAGUCUACAUGAGGGAAGAUACUCCUGCUUAGCUAGCAAUACGUUGGGGACGGUCGUCAGUCAAGAGGCAUCGGUGCAGUUUGGAUAUUUGGACUUAUUCUCAUCAGAGGAAAGAGAGUCGGUGUAUGUCAAAGAAGGUCAAGGGGCAGUUCUUCUCUGUGCCCCCCCUCCACAUUAUCCAGCCGACCUGUCGUUCCGGUGGAUCCUCAACGAGUUCCCUACCUUCAUCCCUUUGGACAAAAGGCGCUUCGUCUCACAGAUAACGGGCAACCUUUACAUCUCCAAAGUAGAGGCCUCUGACAGUGGCAAUUACUCGUGCAUCGCGUCCAGCGCCUCCAUCUCCAAGAGUGUCUUCUCUAACUACAUCCCGCUCAUACCCCUUAGUGAACGUUCCAUCAGGAAGUACCCAGCUGACCUCAACGUCAAGUUUCCAGACACCACAACGCUAGCGGGGCACAACCUCACUUUGGAAUGCUUUGCUUUGGGGAACCCCGUCCCGGAAAUCCGCUGGAAGAAGAUGAACGGAGAAUUGCCCCCCAACCAUGAGGUGCGCAUGUCGGGGGCUCAGCUGCAUCUAUACAACGUGCGGCCAGAAGACGAAGGGACAUAUCAGUGUGAGGCGGUCAACUCCAAAGGAAAGGACUACCACAGCGCGCAAUUGUCUGUGGAAGCUUUUCCUGAGUGGGUGGAGCACAUUAGUAGCGCAGAAGGAGACCUCGGCAGUGCCUACAAAAUGUCCUGCUUGGCAAGAGGCAAACCCGAACCAAGCAUCCGCUGGCUGAAGAAUGGAAAUCUGUUGGACAGGAAAGAGAUGGCGUUCAGCAGCCUGACAUUUGAAGACUCGGGGAUGUACCAGUGCAUUGCGGAGAAUCCCCACGGAGUCAUCUUUGCCAAUGCUGAGCUGCGUGUGUUUGCCUGCGCGCCCACUUUCGAGCACAACCCGCUGAAGCAUGCCCUCGCUCCUAGAAACGGCCGAGUGGUGAUGGAGUGUCGACCCAAAGCCGCCCCCAAACCUAAAGUCACUUGGAGCAAGGAAACUGAGUUGCUAUCCAACUCCAGCAGGAUGUUCAUCUGGGAGGAUGGCAGUUUGGAAAUCCUCAACGUGACUCGCACAGAUGAGGGUAGAUACACCUGUUUUGCCUACAAUGAUCGGGGCAAGGCCAACAGCACAGGCUCUCUAACAGUGACAGACUCCACAAAGAUCACCUUGGCUCCCUCCAACGCUGACGUCAAAGUGGGGGAAAACGCGCUGAUGGAGUGCAACGCGUCGCAUGACUCCUCCCUGGAUAUCACCUUCAUCUGGUCCCUGGAUGGCCGAGUGAUAGACCUCGACAAAGACAGCCAACAUUACGAACGCACGCUGAACGGGAGUUCAGAUGGUGAGCUGAUGAUCAAGAACGCCCAGUUAAAACACGCCGGGAUUUACACCUGCACGGCGCAGACAACCGUGGACAACGUGACCUCCUCUGCCAGCCUGGUUGUAAGAGGACCCCCCGGUGCCCCAGCAGGGGUGCGAGUGAUGGACAAAAGUGACAAGAGUGCAAUGCUGCAGUGGAGCCGCGGAGCAGACAACCACAGCCCCAUCUCCAAAUAUACCAUCCAAUACAGGGAUUCCUUCUCCCCAGCUGUGUGGAGGAACGCCACCACAUCUCCACCAGACAUUGAAGGGAAUGCAGAGACAGCCACCGUAGUGGACUUGGUCCCCUGGACUGAUUACGAGUUUAGGGUGAUCGCCACCAACACACUGGGCACGGGUGCCCCGAGCAUCCCAUCCCGGAAAGAAAAAACCAUGCCCGCAUCUCCUGUGGUGGCGCCCUCGGAUGUGGGCGGAGGUGGCGGGACAAGCAGGGAACUGACCAUCACGUGGACGCCUGUCCAGGAGCAGUACUAUUACGGGCCGUCCUUUGGCUACAUUGUGGCGUUCAGACCUCGAACUGGCGUUGAGUGGACACAAGUGACUGUUUCGGACCCCCAGGCAAGACACUACGUGCACAAAGAUCCUUCCAUUGCUCCUGCGACAGAAUUCAUUGUUAAAAUCCAAGCAUACAACAGCAAAGGGGAGGGACCCUACAGUCUCCCCAAGACCAUUGUUUCAGCGCAAGAUGCGCCCACUGAUGCUCCUGGAAGCAUUGAUGGUAAAGCGCUGUCUGCCACCGAAGCUAUGGUAUGGUGGUUCCCCAUCACGCAGAGCAACAUAGACGGGUACCAGGUGAAAUACUGGAGGAAACAAGAAGACAGUGAAGGGGGGGCCCAGAUGGUUGUGUUGAUGGGUCGGGAAAACUAUACCAGAGUGGAUGGUAUGAAACCUGAUUCCGUUUAUCUCCUUGAGAUUCGGGGCUUUAACUCGGCUGGAUACGGGCCGGCUAGCGAACGCCUCGAGAUUCACACUAAGAAACAACCUCCUGGUCAAGCUCCAAGGAUCAUAGGUAAAAAGAUGAAGGGUAAGACAGUAAAUGUCGCUUGGGAACAUGUGGAGACGCUGGCAAACGAGGCCCCAGUAGAUGGUUACAAAGUGCUCUAUAGGCCACAGGGCCAACCCGGAGGCAAGCUAUACAUGACCAAGUGGAGACACAUCGAACUCCCUCUCUAUGAUAACGAGACCUAUGUAGUGGAGGUUCGAGCGUAUACUGAGGGCGGCGACGGCGCUGUGUCGCAAAUCUUCAUUACGGGAGGAAGUGUCAUGGCCUCCCAGCCUCUCUGCACACUCGGCCUGCUCCUGGUGGCCCUUCUUUGCCUGAACCUCUGAAUGUAGCAACAUCUUUCUCUUCACCUCCAUGUGAAGGACUCUUUUACGGUUGAAAGGAUUUAGAAGGACUUUGGGACUCUUUCCACAAUCGUUUGGUUCCACUCAUUCCAACUCUUCCCCUUUCCGGAAGAUUCUUGUGGGAUUACACGGAAACACAUGGAAAUGGGCAUCCCUUAUUUAUCCGCGAAAAGCCUCUUUGGAGGAGUAUCAAAGGAGCUCUGUAAACUUUUUGAAAUAUGCCUUAUGUAAAUGUCUGCACUUAUCUUUCACAAAAACUUCUUUCAAAACACAUCAGUCGUUAGCUUUUUGAUACAAACAAAACAACCUACGUUGCAUCCCAUACUUUUGAGCUCAAAAAUCAUCUGUGAAGGAUAAGCGCAUACGUUUACGAGUACCUCUAUACUGUACAUGUCUUUCUUUACCUGCACCUCAAUUCCAUUUUCAUGUUUGUUUUGAUACUAAGAGUGAAGCACGGCCUCUGUUAAGUGGAUACAGUCAAAGCAAAGCUCAACAUUUGACCAACAUAAGUGAGAAAAGACCUCAACAUGGUCAGGUCAAUACCGUAUUUCCUUAUGUAGCAGGCAGGGAUGCAGGCUUCUAUUAGGGGUUAAGCUUUUACCAGGACGAGGGCUUUAAUUGUACAAAUUAACUUUUAGAAGAGUGUACUGUAUAUAUUUUUUAUCAUAUUCAAAUAAUGAUAAUGAAUUUAAAUAUUUAUGAGAUCAAAUAUGUAAUAUAUUAUAGUAUUUACAGUAGUUCCCCACAAUCAAUUCAGCAGCCUUUGCUGAUGCUGCGAAGCUAUACAGAUGCCACUUCUGAAGAAAUUUGAUUAAGUCUAUUUGUGAUGUGGUGUUUGUUGAAUCAAGUGGCACUCACUUCAAUGAAUGGAGGCUACUAUUUGAGGAAAUACGGUAUUUUGAGUGUUCCUUGUUGUUAAUAUUUUGAGAAAUGUUAUGCUGCCAACCAUCGUGGGAACAGUUUGGGGAUGCGGACAGGCAAAAGUACGAACUAUAAAUACACCUCGUAUUUAUGGUUCUCACAUCUUGCCUCACAGUUCUGAGGUUCUGGAUUUGAAUCUCAAUGCUGCCCUUCUUGUGUGUAGUUUACCUGUUCUUCAGAUUUGCUCGGACUUUCUCCGGAAAUUCCAGACUUCCCACAUUCCAAAAACGUCAAGUUCACUGUCGAUUCUAAAUUGUCCAUAAAAUUGGAAAGAAAUUCCAAUUGUAUGCCGGCAAAUUUUAUGGGAACAUAUGGCCAAAUUCCUUUCGGUCCAAUUAUGAAUGACCUCCCAGCACACAACUAAAGCAUUUUUACUAAGGGUGUAACGGUACAUGUAAUUGCAUUGAACCGUUUUGGUUCGUGGUGCUCGGUUCGGAACGGACGCGUACUGAAUGAGUUUCUGAUGUAAUAUAACCCUUAGGGCUCAAAUACACCAGAUGCAUGAUCGUUGCGGUUCCGGUCCGGUUCAGUGUUGACUGCGUGCCACGCAUUACGUCAAAAACAGGCAAAUCAUAGCGGCUGCGCACGGCUGCGGUUCGCCAACUACCCCCCCCACCCCCGUGAGCUCUCGCGUGAUCGCGCGUGAUAAAGUGGUAUUUAAAACAACGACAAACACACGGCGUCUUUACUCAUCAGAGAAGCAGAGGGAGAGCACAUUUUUUCUUUGCAUAUUGAUAUUUUAGUUGUGUCUUUGUCUCUUAAUUCCAGAUUGACUGCAUCAUGUUGAGAUCAAGGCUCUAGGGGGGCGGGGCCUAUUAUGCCCUUGGUUGUGUCGGUGGGCUUAUAUCUUUGCGCACAUUUAAAAUUUAUGACACAAAACAUCUCAAAGAGCUGUUAUAAACAACUGUUAAAUAAUCUAAUAUUUAUAAAAUGGAUAGCGAAUUAUAUACUACACGAACUAAAAAACUGCGUACUUGGAAUUGGUGUCUAAUCACUGCAGAUUCCUGUGCCCAGCGCAAACUAAUGGUUUUUCUGUGAAAAGUCAAGUAAAAUGUAGGAAAGAAAAAAGAGAAACGUCUUGAAUAGACCACCAGGUCGAAACUUGUGGGUUUCUCUUUAUUCUCUUUCGUACUUUUCCUCCUCGACUCUGUAUACAAAUUUCUGCAGUGGAACCACUUCCAGACACGCUGCAUUUUUUUCGCUCAAAGUUGUCAGCACUUCGUGUGUUUGAUAUCAUUGCCAGAAAAACACACGUAAUAGGACACCUUGUAGCUUCCUUUUUAAUGCUGUCCUAAUAGCGAUCUGCUGCAUUGUAAAUCAUUUUGUGACUGUCUACCUCUAUGAUGAAACGUUCUUCGUCCAUGUUCGCUGGUGUUAAAACCAUGAAUAAGCAACUGGGCUGUUGACGUCAGGCCCGGCUCCGCCCAUUUUGUCGGAUGCGUGUCCGGCAAAAAUAGAAAAUAGCCUAAAGAUGGUCCGCAGUCAAUCCGGAGCACUGACACGGCCGGUAUACGUUGAACAAUAGGAUAUAAUGGGAACGGAUUGGCUCCGGCGCUAUUUUUUACCGGAACCGGAACGAUAAUCCAUCUGGUGUAUUUGGGCCCUUACUUUUUGAGGCUGUGAGUCGAUCGGGUUACAGUUUCUUUGUGUAGAUUAUAUUUACUCCGUCUUCUCCACUAUAAUGAGGACCAACACGGUAGGACAGUAGGCUAUAACCCAGACACGUCAACGGCACGACAACGUGGCCGCCGCGAGAACGCAGUGAAACGCGGGCGUUAGUCAAUCAGCCAAUGCACACCAGUUACAGUGCGGCCGCGUGUUAGGUGAGUCCCAGAAGCGGCUCAACGCGACGCAAGCGAAAAGAACGGCAGAGUUUAUUAUUUGACGCGAGACGCGGCCCUCCUGCGUCAAUACUACUACCAGUAGAUAGGAUCGGGCCGGAAAUCACUCGUGUAAAAAUACGGUGGAGCCGGUCGAUUUUCAAACUAAUAUGCAAUCGUAACUUACUUUUUGAGUCCAUCAGAUCUCUUGAGUGGUAGAUCGGGGCACAGUUUAUUUGUCUUUGUUGAUUUACUGCUGCCUUCUCUGCUAUAAUAAUAACCAACACGGCCCCGUGUUCAAUACAAAACCCUCCUACCACAACAAAACAAGUAGGAACUAAUAUUCACAUAGAAACUAAAGUUAUACAACAUAAAAUAUACAAUAUAAAUGAAUACUACAUCACAUUUGUAAAAUAUAAACACAGAAUAAAAUAAUAACCCAUUUAAAUAAAAUGAAAUGAGCUAAAACACCUGUAAUUAAAUAAUAAGAAUAAUACACAGAUCCUGCUUACACAAUUAUAUUUAUUAAUUUCUGUGUGGCGCUUUAACUUGAGAAAAUCCACCAAUAAAGCUUUUGAAAACCGUUCAUAAGAAAAAAAAAAAUUUUCAUUGAGGCAUUUCAUUUGUAAAAUACAUGUUAAAAUCUUUGUCAUUGGGAUUGCUUUUCUCUUUAGCACAGGACUUAUUUUUUCUUCUUUCUUUCAGAAAGAAAGCUGACCAAUCCGCGAGGUCUGAAAGGCAAAUUGUUGUUGGAUUAUCUUUAAAUACCCGCUACUUUUUGAACAGAAUUCUAGCUUUGUAUAGGCUAAUGUUCCUAUUGUUGAAAGCACAAAAGUGUUUAAAACAAAACUAGCACAUUUAUAUUUUGCAUUUUGUUUUCUUACUGUACUGAAAAUGAACCGAACCGUGACCUCAAAACCGAGGUACGUACCGAACCGAGAUUUUUGUGUACCGUUACACCCCUAAAUUUUAUUACAUUUUUAAUUCCUGUGGGUGUAAUGACGAUCUACUUUUGUCUAUCAAGUGUAUUUAGAAUGACCAAAUACGCUCUGAUGCUCAAGGGCAGCAAUGAUUCAGCACACAUGAACAAUACAGGCCACAGAAGUUUAUGAACUCAGUAUUCAGCCACGAGUGGAGGAGACGCUCAACAUGCUGACACUGCCAGACAAACAUUUUGCUGUAAAAUUACCAACUGGGGAAGCACAAAAGCAGAUGCUUGGAUUGGAAAUGCGAGAGGACGUUAUUAUCAACACAGGAAAAGUCAUCUUCUGUCCUGGCAUGUGACUCUGAGUGACUUUAAUUUAUGAAGCUCAGUGCUAAGAAGGCUUUGUUUUGGAUGUGGUCCACUCGCUUCUCAGGCUGCAUUGUCACAGAUUAGCAGUUUUAACAAUUUAGAUGGAGUCGAGUCAAUGUACUGUAUCUCAUAAAGCUCGUUCUCAUGUUGUUUUUUCAUGAGUGAACUGAAUUUACUGAUAUGACGCAUAUGCAAGCUUUGUGAUUGCUGGCAUGAGCUAUUUUUGCUUUGGCUGUAUCAUAAAAAAAAAAAAAAAACACAUCAGGAUUAGUUUGUGUUUCCUUGUCUUUUUUUUUUGUCUUGCGUCAUGUGAAGUUUUAGUCAAGCAGUCCAGUACAGUUUGGUUGGCCACAUCAGAAUAAACGAUUAGCAUACAAAACCAUGUCUUGAGCUACCAUAUGCAGACAAACUAAUGUACAGAUGUGAUAUUAUAGGACUUGUUACCUGAACAGGUAUUUUGACUAUCUUCAUAAUAUGCCAAUGUAUGUUUCCACUAAGCAGUAUAGUCUUGAGCAGCUCCCUACGGUAUGAUUCAGAUCGCUGAAAUCCGAUAAGUUAUCACUUCAGAAUACCAAUGGCGGUUCUAAUAAAAUCAGCAAUGAAGGUAAAUGAGACACAUUUUUUUAAAAAAAAUUAAAAAUUAAGGUUUGGACGUACAGGAUAUUGCAACCUCAUAGGAAAUGAUGUACAAAAAUACUACAAAGAGUGCAUUCCUUGCCAAAAUCCUACAUAUUUUACAAGGAAACCAACAUAAAAUUGCCAACUUCACUGAAGUGAACUGACCAUGACUGCUAAGUGAAAACAAGGCUUUAGCUUUGUGUUUUUAGAAAGUUACCCACAUUCCAACUUAAUACUGUCAUACUUGGCUACUUUUUAAUUCACAUAACAAGACAACAUGUCUAGCUCCUCUUACUGUACCAUGUUUUAUUGUUACAGGACAAUAGGACUAAUUGUUAUUUUUCUCAAACAUUAUACAGUAAAUGUCAUACGUCAAAAAGCUGCGUUUGGAUUUUACCGCGGCCAUGCUUUCUAUGUUGUGAUCAUCUACCGCAAAGUGCUUCUCCCAGUUCCCCCCUUCAAUCCAACAGAUGAACGCAAAGGGUUGCCAAAUGCAUGACUGCCUUGAUGGUUAGCGACAUUUUCUUUUUUUUUUUUUUUUUUUUAAAUUCCCUGUUGCAACGCUUACAUUCUAACAUGCAUGAAAGAUUUCAUCCUUCGUGGCAUCCCUUUACGGCAACCGAGAGUGUCCUAACUAAACCUCAUCUGUGCUUAAGUUGCCUGUCGUUUGUCAUGAAGGGUUUGGGAGUGAUUGUUUUUUUUAUUUUUAUUCUUUCUAGAAAGAACAUCUAAAGCAUAGUUGCCACAAGUGAGGGGUCAAACUGGAAGUGCUCGUUGGUUGGACAAGAUACAAUAAAAGUGUAGUAAAUUAUUGGCUUGUUUAUUUUUUAUACAUGUAAAAAAAGUCACCUCUUUUAGUGCGUGGGACUUACUUGCUGCGUGAAACCUAUGAAAGAUUUGCCUCUGACUUAAAGUAUAAUCAUUCACUGUCAAAUUGUGGCCUGUACCAAUUUCUAUGUUGUUUUAUGCCCAAGGCAAAAGGAAGCAGCUCACUAUAAGUACAUGGUUUAAAAUCCAAUUCAUCAUUAAUUAGGCUUGUCUAAACUCCUUCACCACACUACCCACUUGAAGCAGUCAUCAGGCAUUUGAAUUUUCCGCACAUGUCAUAUCCAGCUUUGAAAUGGUUCCUUGUUGAGUUUUCCUGAAAAAAGAAAAAUCUUUCCAUAUAUAUAUAUAUUUUUUACGCAAACCAAUAAUCUUUGAUGUGUUUGGACCUAUGGUAGAUUGUGUCAUUGCAAAAGAAAAAAGGAGAAAUGAUCAUUCAUGAUUCAGGUUUAAAUUACCAUUCUUUUCUCUGUUCCAGUAUGGAUGAUGAUUAUACACCAAACAGAUCCAACAGAUAGAUUUAAAAUGUAUUUCAUCAAUCUGUCAAAAUGUCCGCAACAUCUUAAGCAAAAACAUCUGCUGGACUUUGGUCUACUAUCAGGUGUCCUGCUGAUGAAAUGAAGAUUUAUAAUAGUGUUUUAAGUCAUCCCCGAUUAAGUAACCCUUUUUAAAUAAUGUAUAAAUAGUGGAUAUAUAUGAGAAAAACUGUCCUAACUUAAAUAAAGUAAACUGUACAACCAUUUGACAGGAAAGCUGAACAAAAAUGUUAUCUAUCCAAAAUAAUAUUAAUUUAAGGUAUGAUUAUAUGUACACAUUUUUUAUUGUAUUCUAUGUUCAUUCGCCCCGCCCAGUCAAAAUGGAUUGGACAUCCAUUGUUGUCAAUGGCACUGAAACAUGAACUUUCACAGCCAGUCUACCUGGUUUGAAUGAAUUGGACGUCUAUCACCAUCGAUGGCAUGCAAUGAGUUAAAUAAUAUGGGGAAAAAAAUCAUAAGUGUCACUGGGGCCGUAACCACAAUGUACAGUAUUUCUGUUUGUAUGUAGUUAACAUUGUAUUCAUUUAUACAUGUAUUUAUAAAAAUAUAUACAACAAUGAAUAUAAUUAUGAUUAACAUAUAUUUAAUUAUAAUAAUUGCUAAUAUCUGUU